Acanthaster planci (crown-of-thorns starfish) is the source of this 6382-nucleotide messenger RNA. RefSeq lists its product as uncharacterized. NCBI's taxonomy places the organism in Eukaryota, Metazoa, Echinodermata, Asteroidea, Valvatida, Acanthasteridae. Gene Ontology annotation, cellular component: plasma membrane; signaling receptor complex. Gene Ontology annotation, biological process: protein phosphorylation; multicellular organism development; cell surface receptor protein tyrosine kinase signaling pathway. The record is from RefSeq and is a predicted model, not a curated record. Gene Ontology annotation, molecular function: transmembrane receptor protein tyrosine kinase activity; protein binding; ATP binding.
CAUAAAGUGGUGUGAUUGUGCUAGUAGAGUUUACAUGCAUUCAAUAUUUAUUGUUAAACAUUAGUUUGCAAGUUUCUUACACUUUUCCUUGGCUAAUUUAAAGAAAACGACGUAGCUAAGAUUUACCUGUCUGUUCAGAGGCGGUGGCCGUGACUAUGCGUUAGAUUACAGUUUAGAAGAUAUAUGACGGGCAUUGGUAGAUUCGACAAAACAGUACUGCAAACACAUAGAUGCUUGGAAUUUUACCACGGUUAACUGUUGAUUUCCGCGUUCAUGGAGGCCUUGCCAUGGCGGAUUGGGCUCUCUUUUUUCUGGCCAUAUUGCUCGGUCAUUGCAGCGUAUCAGUAGUAGGCACGUGUCCGACUGGCAUGUAUGGUCAAGACUGCCUCAGCCACUGUCACUGUGCGAACAACGCUGCCUGUGUCAGAGAUAGCGGCUACUGCAGCGGAUCUAAUGGAGCCUGUGCUGAUGGAUACCAUUCAGAUAUGAACGCAAACAACUGCCAAACAGGAAUCGUUGAACUCCAGAUGUUGACCAUGCCCAACCUGAACCAGAAUGGUACAUUCAGCUGCGCCGCCACAUCGGGAGAUGUUCUUCAAGCAAACCUGCUUGUCCUCGCUGCUGGCGAUCCAUCAACAUCAUUCACACGAACAGACUCUGUGACUGAAGGGAAGGUGCUGAAUAACACUUUCUCUGCAUCUGGACUUAAUGACGAUCAGUACGUCUAUUGCUACCUCCUUCAUAAUGGAAGCCUGUGGACGUAUGUUAGGGUGUCUCUUUUUGUUCAGCCGUACCUAAGUCAGCCUCCAGCAGUCCUUGCUGGUCUAGCGUCUGUGACUGUUACCUGGCAUCCAUGGGGAUCAUACACGACUGACUCUGGGGAUGGGCCAGUCGUCAAAUACGUUGUGUACUUCAAGCGAGCUUCUGUAGAAUGGACUGUCGGUGGCGAGGUGCAAGUGAUAGGCAAUACCCAGCCUGCAAAUAGCUUUGUAGUCCAACCACUGGUAACGAGUACUCAAUACCAGUUUAGCGUGUCAGCAGUGAGAGAUGGUCGAGGAGGUGAAGGGCCAAGGAGUCCUGCAUCAGACUGGAUAUAUCCUCUUGCAACACUUCCUUCCACGACUAAAGGCCCAGUUACCGAGUCUUCAACAGCAGUGCCUUCGCCAUCGAUGACUGGGGGACCCGUGCCAACCAGUACAGAGCAAGCUCCAUGUCCUGUUGGUAGUUACGGACUUUACUGUCUAAAUGAUUGUCACUGUGCUAACAACUCCGCCUGCGUUAGAGAUAGCGGCUACUGCAGUGGAUCUAAUGGAAUCUGUCACUUGGGGUUCACGUCCGAUAUAAAUAUGAACAACUGCCAGACAGGCAUCAUAGAGUUUAAAAUGCUGAAAAUGCCGAAUCAAGGCCAGGAUGUAAAUUUCAGCUGUGCUGCUACGUCUGGGGAUGUUCUGUUGGCAAGAUCACUUUUCCUAUAUGUGGCAUCCAGUAGGUUGGCGGUCUUACAAUCAGCGACUUCAACUGAAGGCAGUGUGCUGAACAACACAUUCUCUGUACCUGGACUAAGCGACGGUCUGCUGAUCGGCUGUUAUCUUACUCAUAAUAGUAGAAGUGUAUCAGUAAUGCUGAGUGUGUCCUUCUUUGUUCAACCACACCUCGGCCAGCCUCCUUCAGUCAAUGCUGGUCCAGCGUCGGUGAGCGUAAGUUGGCAAGCAUGGGGAUCACACAUAUCCGAUUCUGGAGAUGGACCAAUUAUUAAAUACGUUGUCUACUACAAUCAUGCCAACGCAUCUGUUGAAUGGACUGUUGGUGGCGAAGUGCAAGUAAGAGACCAAUCUCAGGUUGCCUAUAGCUUAGUAGUUCAACCACUGGUAACAGGUACUCAAUACCAGUUUAGCGUGUCAGCUGUGAGAGAUGGACGAGGUGGUGAAGGAUCAACGAGUCCUGCAUCAGCCUGGAUAUAUCCCCUAGCAACACUCCCUUCAACUACAGAAAAUCCUACUGUCAUGGAAUCUUGGACUACAAUGUUCACACAAUCAAUGGCUACCUUGCGAGCAUCAACUAGCCCAGAACCCGGUGUGCAAAAUCUUGUUGUGAUAGUUGUUUGCGGAGUCUUUGCUUGUGUAAUUUUACUAAUUGUGGCAACUACCGUUGUGUGCCUGUGCAAUAACAGACGACGGACUUCAAAGCCAGGCAGGACACAAGCUGGUGGUCAGGAACUGACAGCAUACGAAAGGAGAAUAUCCCGGAAGGACGACGUGUGCCCAUCAUCGGGCUCUGCACUUGUCCCUGGCGCGGGUUCAUCCACAAGCUAUGCAGAUAUUGGUCUGCCGUAUUGGGCCGAAGACUGGAACAUUCCAUGGGGGAAUAUUGUGUUUGGACAGAAGGCCUUGGGUGGCGGAUACUUUAGUGACGUGCUUGACGGUGCUGUGAAGAGAGAAGGCGUGUUCACAAAAGCAGCUAUUAAGAAACUUGCAGGGGAUGCCUCUACAAAUGAUACCGAGAUAUUUAUGAUAGAAUUACGAGCUCUGUCUCAGACUGGACGGCACCCUAACGUUGUCGGCAUCCUUGGAGCGUGUCAACAUAAAGAUAGUCUCUAUGUAGCCGUGGACUAUACACCAAAGGGCGAUCUCCGUUCCUAUCUUAGAAAGGCAAGAUCCUUGUGGAAAGACCAACCGCUGCUCUCUGAGAAGCUGAUACAGUUUGCUUUGGGCGUUGCCAGAGGGAUGCAACAUUUGGCCGCAACGGGGGUGAUUCACAGCGAUUUGUCGGCUAGAAACAUCCGUCUUGCAAAUAAUGCGGUUCCCAAGGUAUCUGAUCGUGGCUUGUCACGAGAAGAAGACAUAAACAGUUAUGUGACUAAGGCUCGUGUUCCCAUUCGCUGGUUGUCCCUGGAAUCGCUGAUGGAGAAAUCGUUCACAUCAAAGAGUAACGUAUGGUCCUUCGGAAUCGUCCUGUGGGAAAUUGCGACCUUAGGGGCCACUCCCUACGCAGACAUCAGAUCUGAGAACCUGUUGUCGAGGUUGGAAAACGGAUACCGUAUGCCGAAGCUGAGCAACUGCGCUGAUGAACUUCACAACUUGAUGCUCAAGUGCUGGCAUAUGGAUCCAAGAAACCGACCUUCUUUCUUGGAACUCUCUUCAGUCCUGGCUGUAGUGAAAGAUAAACGAGUUGCAGUGAAUUACAUACGACCCUUGCCAACAUCUGAGCAGCAGAAAUACUUAAUACGCCCAGAGCUGGAUGUUAACUGACUUCGAUAGUCGGAAUAUGAGAGUGUUGGCACAAUCAGCAUUGUAUCCUGCGUGGCUUAUGAGACAACCUCUUCAUUUCGAAUUACACCGAUUAGUAUUUACGCAGAGGCAAUCUAUUUCACUUUGACAUAAGAUUUAGUAUACCUUCUUUGUAACUGAGACGGGGGGCAUGAAUUUGGAAAUUCACAAGUCAAGUCACAACAAAGCGGGAAUGGUCGAGUGGGGAAAAUCAUUUAUCUUUUGGUCAAACGUAUGUGACUCUCGUUUGUUAUACUUUAGCUGUCAUUUCCUUUUGGGUGAUGCCCCAAGAAGUUUCAAGUUCACAUGUAUUUUAAGCAGAACAGUUCAAGCUUCUUGAAACCUUUUUUGAAUUGAACUUGUGAUGGGUGAUCAUGAUGGGCCAUGCAAAAAUCAUUCAAACAAAAUAUCAGUGUACAGUAUAGGCCCCACUUAUAAACAGUAUAAGACAGCCAUACAUUUUUUUUCAUGUUUACACAGAGAAGAGUUCAGGAGGUUUAUAAGAAAUACGUAUUAAUUUUACACAGUUUACAAAUAUAUCAGUACCGGUAGGUGGUGUAUAUUUUUCUGGUUUCUGUGGUCAUAACCUUUUACAACGAAUGUAUAUGUACACGCUAGAAAUUCAAACGCAAAUUAUACAUCUCUUCAGUCUCCUGAUGACGAACUGAGCACGCAAUCCGAAACGUUGAGUGUAUAUACUCCCGGUUCCAUUAAGAACCACACAUACUCAUAAGAGAUAUAUUCCUUUGCAUGGUGCUACUGCAAGCCUUUCCACCUACUGCUGUCUUUCACCAUGAAUAGCCUGAAAUUCCAUCUGGCAAAUUAUGCCGUUUGUAAGCUUCACAAUGAAAAAAAAAUUCAUUGUACUAUUGUUUGGUUAUCUGGACUUGUAUGCUAACCCAAAUUUUUUUUCAUGGGGUUUGUAACGCUUAAAUGGUUCAGCACUUAAUACAAAAUUUCGUUUGCACUUAGACAAUUUAAGCAUGUAAACAAUUUGAAAACAGAACAAAAUAGAAAGCACACUUGCACGAACAUCCAAAAUUGAUAAAAUGAACUUAAGUCAAAGACACUAAACCUGGCGUGCAUGUUGUGUCAGUAACUCUCUUUAGUUUCAUGUAGGAAUACUUCAAGACCAGGUGCAGUUCUAGAAGCCAUUUUAUUUGGGGGAGGGGGCUAGACAAAAUUUGGGGGGCUGGAGCCCUUUUACCCCCCACCCCGAACCUAGCCUGUUCCCGACAGAAACCACCGAGUGGUUUUAUUUCUUAUCUGCAGUUGUACUUUCCCUUGAAUAUCUGCUUGCCUUUUCCAUUGAAGAAAGAUGUUCUAACGCACUAUCUACAUACAUGUAUAUAAGUUUUUCUUACUGCUUUUGCUUGUGCAGCCAGAAUGGGGUUUUAAAUCUGCUAUGUCAUGAAUUCACAUAUAUCCGACAGGAAACCUUUUACGGAUGUUUUUAGCUCUAGAUGUUUUUAUUGUUAUUUAUAUCCUCAGUUUCAGUUUGCAAAGCUGAGUUUUUAAAAUGCCGCUUUCUGUCUGAAAUAUUUAUGUUCCUGCUGUGUUUUGUACUUUAAGUUCAUUCUCACCCACAAGAUUCACACCAGGUUUUUGAUUACAUUAAAAGUGUUGUUCAUAAAAAGGCGAAAGCAAAGUAAGGUGUGCUUAAACAGAUGUAGAGGAAAACUUGUUAGUUUGCGGGGUCGAGUUAUUUUCGAGUCAAGAAAGGUUUGACGAGAGGGCGCUGGCUUGCUAGUGCAAUUAGGUUCAAUCAAUUGUAUAAAAUGACCGCAAAAGCGAAAGUUGAGAUUGGUCUAGCACCGGCUUCCAGUCCAUCACUGCAUGGACCUCCGAUGUGUUACACUGACUGAACGUAGAUUUCACGCACCAGUCUAGAUCAGCGGUCACGCAUCAGUUAACACACGUCCAAGUUUAUAAUCUGAACUUACUGCGGCGCAAAUCUUUAAAUAUCAGUUUUUUAUUAAACAGAGAAAGGAACAAUUCACCCUCAAAUCAAGCGUAUGUACUAUAGUAGGCCUACCCUGUAAUGUGUAAUAAUCUCCUUCUUCAAAAAUCGGAAACAAGUUGAGGAAGUUAUCAACAUUUCGUGCCAACGUAGGCAAGGUGUGUAUGACAGGUAGCUUCCGGGUUCGUGGACGUCUCGCCAUGGAGGAUUUUGGACGCUGUCAUCUGAUUAUUCUGUCGGUAGUUUUUAGUGUCAGAGGCAAGUUAUAUAUAUGACUUAAAAUUAAGUUUGAUUUGACUUCUACAGAUUCAGAUCUCAUUGUAAUUCAUAAAGGCCUCUUUGUAAUUUAGAAAGAGGCCAAUCUGUGUGUUUAGGGCUCAUAAAAUGCCUGCAGCCUUUUCUGGGUAACGAUUUCACAGAACAAUAGCCAGCAUCCACCAUUUGUUGCUAUGAAUUUCCAAGAGGCAUGUGCAUCACAAUGUGAAAUGGCUGAAUUAAAAAUGCCAGUAAGAGUCUCCAACUCUAUUUAUUUCCUGUGAGCCCAUGAACAAGAAUUCCAUCUGAUGCAGGUCGUGUGAACUACGAUGGACUGAAGCGAGUCCACGGUGAUAAAUUACCCCCUUACUGGAAAAAUGUUAUCUGCAGCAAAAUGAACAAAACGGGAAAAUCAUCAGAAAAAAUCUGAUUGAAAUAUAUUUGCAGUUCCAGAAAACUGAACGUUUUACAAAUUUUUCUAACUGUGCAUAAACAAAAGAAUGCUGUAUGUGUGCGGUAUAGGAUUGUGUGUGGGAGGGGGGCAGCAGGAGACAGCCGCGUCUUUUGCUUUUGGUUUUUUGGGGGCGUCUUCGUUUCCGUAUCUCGUUUUUAAAAAAAGGAAUUGGUUGGAGACAAGAAAAUAAAUGCACUUCAUUAUUUAGCCUUGUGCUUUUGGAAGCUACAUGUAUUUAGUUGUAGAUUUCAAUUUAAAAUGCCACGAUGUAGCAUUUCUGCCGAAUUCGUCAUUUUUGCAAUUAGAUAUGUGACAUUUGUAUUCAAACGGUAUUUUUGCAUUUCGUUCAGUCUCAACAUUUGUUUGCAGAUGUCGAAUACAGUGUACUUUCACACAUUCAGUUCAGAAUUGAAGUUAUUCAAAUAAAAGUGCUUACGUUGAAUCGUA